Messenger RNA from Diatraea saccharalis (sugarcane borer), 696 nucleotides. The record is from the annotation of a GenBank genome assembly. Lineage: Eukaryota; Metazoa; Arthropoda; Insecta; Lepidoptera; Crambidae.
AUGAUCGCUCGAUUCGUGGAAUUAGAAGCAGCAUUCAAAGCAACAGCAGCAGUAUUGGGUAAAGAUUUGCCCAUACUGACCUUAGAAGAGUGGGCACUUCUUCAACAACUUUUAUUGGUUUUAAAACCGUUUGAUGACGUUGUGGCAGCCAUGAGUGCUGUAAAAUAUGUCACUGGAGGCUCUGUUAUAGCAUUAACUCGAUGCUUGAUAAAAAUAUGUGAAAAGUUGUUGGCAGAUCAUUUAUCACCACUAUCUGAAGAAAGCCUAGUCAGUCCUGCGGCCACUGUUGCUGUAACUAUAGAUGGCCUAAUCACAAGAUUGGGUAAUGUAGAAAAAAGUGGUACAUUUUCAGUUUGUACAUUUCUAGACCCUCGUUAUAAAUUAUCGGGCUUUGGAGAUAAACAGGAAGCAGGACGGGCGAAGAAACGGGUGCAGGAUAUGGUACAAACUUUAAUUGCCGAAAAAUUUCCCAGUCACCAACCACCACAUCCUAUCACCUGUGAGCCGUUACCGUCAACGUCUAAAGGAGUUUCUCCGUGGAGUAUUCUCUCCGAAAUAGUAGCUUCUGACCGGCCUCAACAAAGAAUUGGAACUGCUCUGUGUAAAGCUAUACAUGAAGUUGAUUUAUAUUUAGAGAACGACAUGCUAGAGGUACAUAAGCCAGAUGGUAGUUGGAAUUGCCCCCUAGACUGGUGA